AUGCAAGCAAACUACGGAUUAGAUUCAAACUCUGAGCUCAGCAAGAACAGUUUUGAGGUGGUCACCACCGAUGAUAUCAAGCCCGACCAACAAACGGUGUUGUCUAUCAAGUCUGAAGAGGACAUCAAGCCCGACCAACAAACCCUGUUGUCUAUCAAGUCUGAAGAGGACAUCAAGCCCGACCAACAAACCCUGUUGUCUAUCAAUUCUGAAGUGGACAUCAAGCCCGACCGACAAACCCUGUUGUCUAUCAAGUCUGAAGAGGACAUCAAGCCCGACCGACAAACUCUAUUGUCUAUCAAGUCUGGACCAAGAGAGUCGAACUCAGACACUGGCCGUAGCGAGGAUAUGGCAUCGGAUUCGAAGGGAAGAACCGAGCCGAACUCAGACUCUAGUGGUAGCAAGGGUGUAUCCAAGGUGACAUCAGAGUCAAACUCUGAGAGCGAUGAUGACUUUGUUUUUGUUAGAGCCGUUGAUGCUGAACCGGACAAUCGAGAAUUAGCAAACUCUGCAUUAGUGGAAAAAACUUCUGUCGAGCGCUUCACCAACCUUGGGCUGCAGUGGUUCUUUGAAGACUUCUUGGCGACAGGGUUUUUUAAAGGUGUCCUAACCCAGGCUCAGUUCUCCCAGGUUACUCAAGGACUUUCUACCUACUACGGCUUUAGCAUUCCAAUGUAUAUCAACUAUAUUCAAGGACCCGAUGGACCAGAUCCUGCUGACUUUCUCAUCGGCAGCACACUUCGAGAAUGGUCAGCAGCUCGGGCAGAGUGCUGUAAUGAUCUUGCUUUGCCAAAUCUGGUGGCAUUUAGACAGGUUGAAUUUCAAGGGCUGGACGCAACCACCUCUUUCAUUGGCUUCUUCAGAGGCACAGGAGAGUCUGCUUGGACUCUCAUCCAUCAACCUGCUGUUUUAGAUUCUUAA
Molecule: messenger RNA, 921 nt
Organism: Puccinia graminis f. sp. tritici CRL 75-36-700-3
Lineage: Eukaryota; Fungi; Basidiomycota; Pucciniomycetes; Pucciniales; Pucciniaceae
Exons: 6
Coding region: 1-921 (306 amino acids)
Source: RefSeq, a predicted model, not a curated record